GUCUUCCCACCGGAGCGAUUCCGGAUAUUGGCAGCUGCAGUUGGACAAGGAUUUAGUUGAUACGAUUGCUGCUAUUUACCCGGAGUGGUUCAAAGACAGCAAUAGUAGCUCAGGGAGCAGCAACAGUAGUAGUGGUGGUAGCUACAGUAGUGGUGGAAGUAACAACGGCAGUGUGAUGGCGGAAGGGGGACAACGGUCCCCCCCGAGGGAUUCCCCGCCCAAGGCGAUUAUUGACACUACGCCACUGCUUAAUUCGUUGGAACACAAUAAAGAAUCCCUGAAGGUGAAGCUCAUGCUCAGGCGUCCUUUCGAUCAGCUGGUCGCCCAAGGAAUCAUGCCACCUCACAAAACACCGGCAGCAUAUCAUGGCCAGCGACGACAGCUCGAACGUGCGAAAACUGGCGAUAUUCUCAAAGCGAAGAUCCAGCAACGUCCAUCCAGGCAAGAACUGGAAAGGAGGCAUAUAUUGGACGAGGAUCGCGGUCAUCUGGACCCCAGUUUGGUUGAGAAGCAGCGCAUGUUAAAAAAGGCUCGGUUGGCAGACCAGCUCAAUGACCAGUUGUCUCACCGUCCUGGACCCUUGGAGCUUAUUCAGAAAAACAUAUUGCACACCGAGGAACCGAUCGAGAACGCCGUAAAAGCUGGUCGUAUACCGUAUAAAGCCACGUGCGAGGGUCAGUUGAACAGGCCGCAACUUCCCCACAAAUACGUGACGUUGGAAGACGAUUCGCAAAGUUCCGAAGGUGAUAGUGUCGUCAGUCCGAGUUCUUCAGAUGUAAUCGAGACUGCCGCGAAAUCCGCUGGAAUUGUUGUAUCGCUCAUACCUGCGACAGAGGGAACGGUAGUGGUCACUACAACAACGCCGGUGUUCAAUAAAGACAAUAGUGAAGUAGUGUUCGCAGACUUGAGUCGCUCCGGAAACGCGUCGGUGUUUUCUUUGAAUUCCGUUUCCAGUCCGGCCGCGUCUCUUGUGUCCUCCACUUCCACAUUGAGUCCGUUGUCCUCAGUUGCUAGUCCGGUGCCUUCGACACAGCCCUCUACACCUGCUCCGCCGCCUUUACCCGUCUCUUAUACGCCCCGACCUGUGCAGUCACCCUGCAAAACUGAUGCGCCAGGAAAGGAUAAAAAUCGCAAAAAAUCCAAGUCAAAAUCGAUACCGAAAACUCGCACAAUUAAAUUCCACGAGUACAAAGGUCCGCCGAGCGCACAGAAAAACAACUUGGCGAACAAUUUGGGCAACAAUUCCACGGGAGAGAGUUCUUACGACUUGCUAUUGCAGCAACAGACGUUACUUCUGCAGUUUCAACUGCAGCUGCAACACAAAUAUCCGCAAAUCAUUUUACCUGCUUCGCAGAAGAAUUCGAAUGAUGGAUCUUCAACGUCUUCGAGUACGCAGCAUAACGGUACAAAUAGCACCGUCUCAGAACCGACAGUUGCGGCUAAGUUCCUUGGCCGAUUGGAGGACAUGAAAGUUAGCGAUUUAAAAGCGGAAUUGAAAAGGAGAAGUUUGCCCGUAUCCGGCUCGAAACCGCAAUUGAUCGAGAGGCUCAAACCGUUUACAGGCAAUAACGAAUCCUCCACUAGCUCAAGUUUCUGCUCGGAAGCACCAACUCCUGGUUCUGUAACUACAUGCGAAUCUAACUAUUCGCAAGACGAUAACGGCUCUCCCCAAAGUACUUACAAAGAUGAAUCUACAGAAUACAUGGACGUUCACGAUCCCAAGAGUCCACCUGCGCCUCCCACUCCUCCUCAACCACCGCGACAACCAACCCCCCAAAAUCACGUCCAACUGCAAUCGAAGGACGACAUAGUCAGAGAACAGCAGAGGCAAAUUGAAGAAUUGCAACGGGAACUGACAUUGUCCCAAUUGAAAUUGCAAGCUGCCACCAGAGCAGAACCGAAAGCUCAAUUAAUUGCUCUGCAGAAGCAUUUGCAAGCUCGUCAACAGAACCAGCAGCUCAAUUUGCAAAUGCAGCAGCUUCAGGCGUUGCAAGCUCAACAUGCGCAGGAACAGCAGAGGCUACAACAGGAGCAGCAUGUCGCUUUCCAGAAUCAGAAGAACUUAACUGGCGACGUUAUACUUAACGGCAACGAUGCCGCCCUUGUACUUAAUCAUAUUAUCCACGGAAAAGCGAAAAUAAUCAACGGACACAAUAAAGCUAGUUCCUUCCCUGGUUUUCUGAAUACUAUCGUCACGACACCUGUAAUUAAUGCGCCUGACAUCAAGAUGGAAUACAGCGAAAGCAGUAAACCUCCACCUCCAGUGUACGAGGAGGCCACGAAACAGCUGAAGAAAGGGAAACAUAUCAAGUCCCAAACAGUUGACGAUGUCCUGGAAAUACUAAUUAAAAAUGGGGAACUUCCCCCCAGUGCAGCAAACGAUCCCCAAACACCCGGUUCUGCAGACAUCAAAACUAGCGAGCCGUCGUUUACAAACAGCAACUUGUCAAAUAAUAAUAACAACAACAACAACAACAGUAGCAAUAACAAUAAUAACACUGUUACCAUGACGAGUGCUCCAAUGUCAGACGUUGAUCCAAACAGUCCAGAAGCAGCGUUGGGCUUAGAUCCCAACGAACUUUUUGACACGCUAGACACUUUGGAAAACAUGGAUUUCAGUCAGCUGGUGAUGGAACUGGGAGGUCAGCAGAACGAGAACGGUAGUAACGAAAACGAUUCCUUCGUUGAUUCUGAACAAAUGCCAAUUCCGAUGGACACCGACGAUUGGCUAGAUUCCUUACUGCCAAAAGAAACUUCCAACAGCAACAACAAACAGAAUUCUUUAGUAAAACAGGAGCAGGAUUUAGGUGGUUACGAUCCGCUUUUGGGAACGGCACCGGACCCUUUUGAUCCCUUCUGUUUAGAGGAAUAUCGGUCACCUGCUGAUUUUACGGCUGCUCUUUCGUGGGACAAAUUGGACUUUGCAGCAUAGUUUUAAAGCAUAUACAUACAUAAAGAUUAAAUAAACGACUCUAUUCCAGUGAUGUGUGACUCGAUUUGGUAAAAGAAAGACAUUCCAGAACGGCCGCCAAGAUCGCCUUUGGGCGCGGGACCAGGGCGGCCUUAAACGGCCAGGGAACACAUCAUAAUUAUAAAAUAAAUAAUGAUAAUAAUAAUUGUACAUAUAACAUAUUUAGGUAAUAGAAGUUAGCGUUAAAUGCUGUACAGGUUGUUUUGUGACAGAGUCGCGUUUCUUUUUUCCCUUUCUUUCUUUUUUUUUGUUGAGUUGUUCGGAUGUUGAACAUUGGUUUUGUUGAGUAAUUUCAAAUAAGGAAGAAGUGAAUCGUGGGGAACGUUUAACCGUUGGUAUCAUUUAUAAUUAUAAGGUAAGAAUUUUUCUCUAAUUAAAUAUGUCUAGU
This is a messenger RNA of Agrilus planipennis (emerald ash borer), 3359 nucleotides long. It is a transcript of the gene Mrtf, whose product is annotated as MKL/myocardin-like protein 1. The transcript is spliced from 3 exons. Lineage: Eukaryota; Metazoa; Arthropoda; Insecta; Coleoptera; Buprestidae. Bases 176 to 2932 code for a protein of 918 amino acids. The record is from RefSeq and is a predicted model, not a curated record.